Talaromyces marneffei is the source of this 300-nucleotide messenger RNA. RefSeq lists its product as uncharacterized. The record is from RefSeq and is a predicted model, not a curated record. NCBI's taxonomy places the organism in Eukaryota, Fungi, Ascomycota, Eurotiomycetes, Eurotiales, Trichocomaceae. Bases 1 to 300 code for a protein of 99 amino acids. The transcript is spliced from 3 exons.
AUGCCUGUCUACCACAUCGUCCUCUUCCACCUCAAACCCGAGGUCACAGAUACCCAAAUUGCCGAAUGGAGCGCAAUGGCCAAAUCGCAACUGGGCCAAGUGCCAGGCCUCCUCUCCAUUGAAGCCAACAAGCCUCUGCCCGUCUCCGUGUCUCUUACAAAAGGGUAUGAUAUGGCUCUUGUGGCUGUUUUGGAAGGCCCGGAGUUUGUGGAGGGUUAUUCCAAGUAUGCGGCGUCUCAGGCUCAGGCCUUUCGCGAACGGCUCUUUGAUGAUACUAUUGCUUUCGACUUGCAGUUCUAG